AUGCCCCUAUGUCGCAAAUGGCUUGUCGUCAUCAUCGUCUGCUUGGGAACAGUCUGCGUUACCUGCACCAGCUCGAUUUACACGGCCACCUACACUCAGAUGAACCCCGAGUUUGGCGUGUCAUCCUUGGUAGCAACCCUGGGCCUCUCUUCUUUUGUUUUGGGGAUCGGUCUCGGGCCGGCAGUCAUCAGCCCUUUGAGCGAAUCUUACGGAAGAAGACCAAUCUACCUUACGACAUGGCUCCUGUUCAUCAUAUCGACAAUCCCGUCAGCCGUCGCCAAAAACAUCGAGACGAUUGUCAUCACACGAUUCUUCAGCGGCUUUUUCGGCGGAACGUUUCUUUCAGUUGCAGGGGGUAGCUGCGGUGAUAUGUUCCCUCCUCACAAGAUCCAGACACCGAUGGCUCUUGUAUCUUUGGCCCCUUUUGCAGGCCCUUGCACCGGUCCCCUCCUUGGAGGUUUCAUCAACUACUAUCUCAACUUCAGAUGGACGUACUACAUAAUGAUAAUAUGGGCUACAUUUAUCUUGGCAAUGCUUUUCUUCUUUGCUCCGGAAACUUACCAUUCGGUCUUGUUACGAGCAAAGACGCAAAGACUCCGGAAGGAGACUAGAGACGACCGUUAUCAUGUAUCGGCUGAACAUUCUCUGCCAGCUUCGAAAACAAGAGCUGUAGCAACAUCAAUCGUCCGCCCCUGCCAGUUUCUUGUCUUUGAGCCGAUGUGUCUCUGCUUGAACAUCUUCUCAGCCAUCCUGCUCGGAAUUUUGUACCUAUUCUUCCUCGCCUUCCCUAUGGUAUUCCGCAACCAGUACGACUUGAAUCUCUGGCAAGGCGGGUUGACAUUCUCGGGCAUCAUUAUUGGAAUGUGCUUGGCGGCCACCACGACUCAAAUCUGGUCCAGAAUCAGAGGUUCCUUGCUGGAAAGCCAUGGAACGAGCGAGCCAGAGUUCCGACUACCUCCAGCGAUGGCUGGCGCAUUACUCAUACCAAUUGGUCUUUUCUGGUAUGGAUGGACGGCACGGCCAGGUAUCCACUGGACAGUGCCAAUUAUCGGGUCAUCUGUAUUUGGCUGCGGGACCGUUCUCGAAUUUACCGGAAUUUUCACCUUCCUCGUCGAUGCCUACAAGCAGUAUGCCGCGUCUGCGAUGGCCUCAAACGGUCUCACAAGAUGUACAAUCGCAGCUGCCUUCCCACUUUUUGGUGUUCAGAUGUAUGAGAAGCUGGGUUACGAGUGGGCAACCAGCCUUCUUGCUUUCUUGACUGUCGCCAUGAUGCCCUUUCCAUGGCUGUUCUUCAAAUAUGGCAAGAAACUCAGGGGAAGAAGCAGAUUUGCUGUUCGCACCAAGUAG
This is a messenger RNA of Colletotrichum siamense, 1347 nucleotides long. RefSeq names its product Efflux pump atB (gene atB-0). Gene Ontology annotation, molecular function: transmembrane transporter activity. Gene Ontology annotation, cellular component: membrane. The transcript has 5 exons. NCBI's taxonomy places the organism in Eukaryota, Fungi, Ascomycota, Sordariomycetes, Glomerellales, Glomerellaceae. The record is from RefSeq and is a predicted model, not a curated record. Gene Ontology annotation, biological process: transmembrane transport. The coding region runs from base 1 to 1347 and encodes 448 amino acids.